GUCCGCCAGCGCCGCCCUGCAGACCGGAAACUACCGCUGAUGUGAUGAGAGCGCGCGACAAAAGGCGCCGGCAUUUUAAUCCGCUGUAGCGCCUCCGUGAUACUCUGACGGGGUGACACUUAGGGAAGAAGCGGUAUCUCAGCAGCACAGUGUCGGUGGGUACAACCAGAUUCGGCCAGCUGGGCACCAUGGACCGUGCGGCGCUUCACUCGCAGCUGGCCUCCGUCAUGGAGGUGUUGGCUAACGCGGCCGUGGCGGAGAUCUGCAAGCUGGUGGACGAUGGAUACGCGCUGCUGCGCCUCCAGGUGACCCAGGCGCAGAGGGAGAACCGGGCCCUCAAGCGGAGGAUCCAGCUGCUGGAACCUGGGCCGGCGAGGGAGCCGGGCUCCGCUGGUAGCUGCUCAGGAGACACGGUAGUCGAGAGCCGCGAAGGGCGGUCCAUCGGCCGGCAGAAGCGGGGAAGAGGAGAUGCCGAGGACGGGGGCCUGCCGCCGUGCAACAUGGAGCAGUCAGCCGACAUGGAGGAGGAUGCAGCACCUGAAUCGCUACUCAUCAAGGAGGAGAGACUUGAGGAGGAUCUGGAGCGAGCCAGUCUGCAGGGAGACCUGAGCCUGAGAGCAGAAAAGGUCACAGUGGGGGCGGCUGAUCGCAACCUGGACCCGGUCAUAAACACGGCUUCUCCAAAGGCUUCGAAAGGCCACGAGGAGUUUACUGAGCACCAUGGGAGCCACCGCUGUCUUUCGGAGGUCAGUGGAUUGGAGACUGUUCUUAAGGCAGAGCCAGAGAGAGCCAGUGGCAGAAAAGUGCUCCAGCAUUCAGCCUCUGAACAGAGCACAGGAAGACUGGCCAGUCUCUACUGUGAUUACACUGCAUACAGCAGACGUGGCCACCUGAGGACAUUCUUUGCACAUGGGGUCGAUGAGACAGAUGCAGAUGAUCCUUCGUGCUCUUAUGCCACAGAAAUGGACUCUGAGGGCUUGUCGUUUCACUCAGAGCUGCAGCAUAUUUCAGCAGCAGAAGACGCGGGUGACAGUGUCUCUGUCGGCUCUGCGGACAUGAAGCCGGAGCUUGUGAUGGUAGACUCAGUGCCCGAGGAUGCAGAUGCCGACAUGUGCUCAGCAUGGGACGGUGACACGCUCCCUGCAGCAGCGGUGUACGCAGCGCGUAGUCAUGACAAAGGAGAGGGACGCGGGGACAGGAGGCAGAGAGAGAGCGCGUUCGACGCGUGUCCACCACGGGUCCCAAUGACUGGGAGCGAAAGCAUGGGAGAGUCCAGAUCAGAUGCCAUAGAUAUGAACGGCUUCCUUCCCUGUGAGGCCAGUCUAAUCACACCCAAAGACAUUAAAACCCAAAGCAGGAUGGGUGCAAGAGAGAAACUGUUUGUUUGCACAAUUUGUGGAAAAGCUUUUAAUCGGCCAAAAAAGGUGGAGAUCCACCUGAGAGUUCACACUGGGGAGAAGCCAUUUAGAUGCACGCUUUGUGGGAAAUGGUUUGCCGAGUCGGGUAACCUGAAAAAACAUCAGAGGGUUCACACAGGAGAGAAGCCGUUUAGCUGUGCACACUGUGGGAGAAGGUUUGCAUGGAUACGUAAUCUCAAAACACACCAGCAAAGGAACCACAUGUAGUCAAAGUCUGCUUUGUUAGAUAAAUAUACAGUACCGGUCAAAAGUUUGGACACAUCAGGCUGCCUACAAAGGAGAGUGAUAGUGUCGCAUCACAUGACCUGGCCCCCUGACCUAUACCCAGUAGAGAUGGUUGUUGAGGAGUUUAACCAGAUAGUGAAGGAAAUGCAGCCAAUGAGUGCUCAGCAAAUAGGUGGGACCUUCAGGACAGCUGGAAAAGCAUCCCAGGAGGCCACCUCAUGAAACUGGCAUAGAGGAGACAGUCGGGUCAGUCAGUCCCUGGGGCAAUUGAGGUUAAGGGCCUUUCUUAGGGGGCAAUGGUGGCAUCACUCUGUGGACCACAGGAUUUGAACCAGCAACCUGUGUUUUUUUUUUUUUUUUUGGUCAGUACAUAAUUCCAUAUAUUAUAGUUUUGAUGUCUAUACUUGCUGUAUAGUGUAGAGAAUAGUCUGAGAACAUCUUUCUAUGCGUUGGGUGUCCAAACUUUUGAACCAAAUCUGUAUCAUGAUUUAAUAUUGGAAGGAAUCGUGCCAAAUUACCUUUGGCUUAAAUGGAUAUAGAUGUCUAUGGUCAUACACAUUUUGUCACAUUCUUUUUCUUUUGUGACCUACACUAUUGCAGGCCAUUUUGAAAAUUAAAUGCAUUUUUAUUGUACAUAAAUUGAUGGCAUGGACCUCUGCCAUGAACCUGUUCUCAUAACAUCUUAAUCUUCAGCCUUUAUGUACAUGUUGCUGUUUGUGCACUGUAAUUGAAGUUUGUUGAACUUUUUAAUAAAAAAAAAAGAAUGACUUGUGA
Messenger RNA from Brienomyrus brachyistius, 2417 nucleotides. RefSeq names its product zinc finger protein 239-like. Gene Ontology annotation, molecular function: DNA-binding transcription factor activity, RNA polymerase II-specific; RNA polymerase II cis-regulatory region sequence-specific DNA binding. NCBI's taxonomy places the organism in Eukaryota, Metazoa, Chordata, Actinopteri, Osteoglossiformes, Mormyridae. The record is from RefSeq and is a predicted model, not a curated record. Gene Ontology annotation, biological process: regulation of transcription by RNA polymerase II. The transcript is spliced from 4 exons. The coding region runs from base 189 to 1625 and encodes 478 amino acids.